GGUGCCCCUGCUGCAGCGGCAGCGGCAGCGGCGGAGGCGCAUCGCUGCUGCCCUGAAGAGGCGCCGGCGGCGGCAUGGCGUCGGUGGCGGCCUGGCUGCCGUUCGCCCGCGCGGCCGCCAUCGGCUGGGUGCCCAUCGCCAACAACCCGCUGCCGGCGCCGCCGGUGACGCGCGAGCGGCGGCGGCGCGAGGACGAGAAGUUCACCAUCAACGUGAGCGGGCGCCGAUUCGAGACGUGGCGCAACACGGUGGAGAAGUUUCCCGACACGCUGCUCGGCUCCAACGAGCGCGAGUUUUUCUUCGACGAGGAGGCGCGCGAGUACUUCUUCGACCGGGACCCGGACAUAUUCCGGCACAUACUCAACUACUACCGCACCGGGAAGCUGCACUACCCGAAGCACGAGUGCCUGAUGGCCUACGACGAAGAGCUGGCCUUCUUCGGGAUCGUGCCGGACGUGAUCGGCGACUGCUGCUACGAGGACUACAGGGACAGAAAGCGAGAGAACGCGGAGCGGAUGCUGGACGACAAGCUGUCCGAAGGGAACGAGAACGCGCAACUGGCGCACUCCACCAUCAGGCAACGCAUGUGGCGUGCCUUCGAGAACCCGCACACGGGCACGGCGGCCCUGGUGUUUUACUACGUCACGGGCUUCUUCAUCGCCGUCUCGGUGAUGGCGAACGUUGUGGAGACGAUUCCCUGCGUACACGACUCUCGAGCCGGCGAGAGCCGCUCGUGCGGCGAGAGCUACAAGGUGGCCUUCUUCUGCCUAGACACGGCCUGCGUGAUGAUCUUCACCGCCGAGUACCUGCUGCGGCUGUACGCAGCCCCUAACCGUUGCAAAUUCAUGCGCUCCGUAAUGAGCAUCAUUGACGUGGUGGCUAUCAUGCCCUACUACAUCGGUCUCGGCAUCAAGGACAACGACGACGUGUCCGGCGCGUUCGUCACCCUGCGGGUGUUCCGCGUGUUCCGCAUCUUCAAGUUCUCGCGACACUCGCAGGGCCUGCGCAUCUUGGGCUACACGCUCAAGAGCUGCGCCUCUGAGCUGGGCUUCCUCGUCUUCUCGCUAGCCAUGGCCAUCAUCAUCUUCGCGACGGUCAUGUUCUACGCCGAGAAGAACGUCAAGAGCACCACCUUCACCAGUAUACCGGCCGCCUUCUGGUACACCAUCGUCACCAUGACCACCCUAGGGUACGGGGACAUGGUGCCGGACACUAUCACGGGCAAGAUCGUCGGUGGCGUGUGUUCCCUAAGCGGAGUGCUCGUCAUCGCGCUUCCAGUCCCUGUCAUUGUGUCCAACUUCUCCCGCAUAUACCACCAGAGCCAGAGGGCUGACAAGAGGAAAGCCCAAAAGAAAGCCCGGAUGGCGCGAAUCCGCAUCGCCAAGGCGACUAGCGGUGCGGCGUUUGUGAGCAAGAAGAAAGCGGUAGAAGCGCGUCUGGCGGCCCAGGAGAGCGGCCAGGAUCUGGACGACAGUCCCGAGGACAUCUUCGAGCUGCAACACCACCACCUCCUCAGGUGUCUAGAAAAGACCACGGACCGGGAGUUCGUGGAGCUCGAGGUGCCCUACAACGGGCAACCGAACCGUCCAUCUUCGACACCGCCGCUGUCGCCAGUACCGUCCGUGGGCUCGGAGGACAAGUCGCUGCUCCAGUCCUGCUGCGGCCGGAGGUGCUCCAAGAAGAAGUACCAGCAAGGUAGCGGCACCUCGGAUCAGGAGGAGGAGCUCAACGACAUCCAGGUGCGACUGCCGAACCGGACGCCCCCUAGCGACCACCACCAGCAGCAGCUGACACCUCCGCCACACCACGUCGUCACCAUGUCGCGGUCGAGUCUGAACAACCCGGCUCCGCUCGUGACCACAAUGACUUCCUCGCACGCUGGGGGCCCGCCGCUGGGCGUCACCACGGCAGUGGUCAGCUACCCGCCGCCCGCGGUCGGCCCGUCCACCGACAACGACGCAAGCGGCGGGAGCGGCUGCUCCACGUCGCUAGGAGUGAGCGCGACGUCCAGCGCCGCCGGCGCGAGUGGCGCUGCAGUCGCAAGUGGUGCUCCGAGCGGCGCGGCCAGCGCCGGCGGCCCCAUGGUUCGCAUUUCAACACUGUGAUGAAGAGGAAGGCUAUAAAUUCGUCAUUACCGACAAAGACAGACAGGCAACACACAUGCACUCUCCCUGCGAAAAAUAAUGGGAAGGAUUCCUUGAGGCGAUAGGAAUCUUUCCGGCGGCUCCGUGUGCAAACUGGCAAGGUAACCCGGCGGGCGUUCCGAGGGAGUUUCCGUGGCUGCCCUCUCCGACAGGGCUGCCGCUGGUGUGACCCCUCCGCUCUCUCUCUUCCGUACACCUGUAAAAAACGCGCUUUCGACGUUACCGUGCCGCUGUUUGACACAAUAUAGCGAGGCUGGGCCUCGGCGUUCCCCAUUCCACGCUGAGCCAAAAAACCGCGAGUGAAGGGCUCCCUCUCCAUCUUCGAUCGUGUUUAUGUAUGCUGCACCGCGUAGGCUUGAGUACUUGAGCGCAAAAUUACUCAACCUGUCAGGACGAGUGAGCGAUGGGCGCCGUACUGGCUCACCGGCGCCCACAGCUGCGACCAAUAUGCAAACUAUAGAGUCUCCAGCGAUACACCUGUUGCGGCUAACGUCGUUUUCCUUUCUCCCUGUUCUUAUUCCUUCUGCUCCUUUUCCAUACGAAAGCCCUAUUUCGUUCAGGAAAUAGUUUAGUUUUUCUUCAGCUGGGAAGCGCGAAACCUAAAGUGGGUAAUCGCUUCGUCCAUCCUGAAUUUUGCGUGCGUCCACACGGCUUCCACAAAUAACGCACUCCCAUCUCGCUCCUUCUCGCUUAGACGGCCUGAGUCAAGACUGAGGACAAAAUUCGACAUUCUAAGCGCUCUCUUUCUACUAAGCACUGCUGACGACGAAUAUCGAAAUGAAGCAGCUGAGGCCGCUGAAAGGUGAGCCUAUAUCAGGAAUAAUUUACUCAGUUCCACGUGUUAUCCGGCUGAUAGACUCGCCUUAAGAUACAAAUAGUAUUUAGAAACAUUUUGUUUUAGCACCAGACCAAAACAGCGUCCUUGCGGUGCUAGGGAUGUGGUGCCUCCGUAUCGAUCGUUUGGUAAUUCCUGCCGCGCUGAAAUUCGAAGGAUCAUAUCGUUCUCGCAUCAUUCCCAGCACCUUCGAAAAGACGCGCUGAACCGUCCGUCAGUGAGACAGCAUCAAGAGAAUUACUUGCUUUAAUACCUUCUCGCGUUUUCUUUUUUUUUUUAUGGAAGAUUGUCGUUUAGUAUUCGCAGAAAGCACUGACGCGAGAAGUGUUCGUACGGGAAAAUUAUCAGCCUAUCCUCAUGCCGGACAUAUCAUCAGCAAAGCCAGCUGGCCAAUGACGGGGAGUGCUUACGAAAGACAUUUGUGUGAAUUUAGCCCCUUAUAGCUUUACCUGCAUGAGUUUCGCGUGAAAACCGCGGCACCAGUGCAGUGAGGCUGAUUACGCAAACUUAAAGGCAUUUUCGCGUGCACUAGGCGGUUCUAUGUAAAAAAAAUAAUAAUAAAACUUUAUAUGAACUUUGCUCUUGAAUAUUGAAAUACUUCCAAAUCCAACAUAAUCAGUCGUUUUUUUUUUCUAAUUAUUUUGAAUAAAUGAAGUUACCUGGUGGCGAAAAGGCGAGCCCAAAUUUUGUGACGUAACGUGGCAGCGUUAAAGGAAUUCGAAUGCGACUUCAGCAUAUGCUGUUUCUUUAUAUCAUUUCUGACUUAAAAAGCCACCUCUAACAGUAGAAUUAGCCUGUUCAAAAAUUUUUCAGUGCUUCGUCUCAGUCCAAAUCGACGGGUUAUUUCUUGGUUGGCUCGUUACAACUUUAUUGUAUUGCCCUGCAGGGUUUUUGGCGACCAGGUCUCUCUUUUUUUUCUAUUUAUGUUUUCCUGGUCUAGAAUGAGAACGACAAUGUUUAAUGUUCUCAGCAAAAAUACUGAAAAAGGAGAACCUGCUUUUUCCAAUCGACUUCCGGAGAGCUGCGAAUAUUGUCCUCAGUUUCCACUUGGGCCGCGCUUACAUAGCUUCGCAAGCAAGCUUUCCCACCACAUAUUAGCGCCGUAAGCGUUGUUGUGUCACGUGUUUCAAAGAAAAAUUCCAAGUGGCCAUAUGUCAUAAUGGCUGCCCGGCGAUGGAAUAACUUCUACGUUUUAAAUUUCCCUGAAAUUCAGGUAUUAUGGCGAGUUCAGUUUUACCGCAAACUUCUUAGCGUUUGCGGAUUACCGGUUUACCGAAGGCGUAAACGUCGGUGGUCGUAGUGGUGGCGCGGAGAUCAAAUCAGGCAAACACAGAACUAUCAGUGCAGUAACGUGGCCUCCGCGAUCUAGUCCGGUAGCGCGCUGCCGGAGCUAAUCGCGAAGGCCACAGCAGUUACAAAGUACGAGCAACUUCGCUGCUGCUGUAAACUUUCGGCAGUGGCGUUGUGUUUAGAAGAAGCGCCUCAUGACGUCACUGUCGGCGCCCUUGUGGCCCGGUAUUCAGGAAAUGCCUUCUUGUAUGCCUAAUGCCCGACACGCUAAAACGAUUCAUUAAAGUUCUCGGAAUGCACAACGUGUUCGGUUAGCUCCGAGCCCGUGGUUCAAGUGUGUAGAAAAGACAUACCGUUAAGACGGCAUUAAUUGACAAGCUUCGUACUCAGGGCAUGAUUCGGAAGGCCGCAUCUAAACUCAUCUAUUAUGCCGCAUGUUUUCAGCAAAAAACGAAAGGAAAAAUGCUCUGGGGUCACAAGGAAUUCGGAAAAAAUAAGCAGGAUGGUUUAUGCGAGAUUAUAUUCUUGGUCGAUGCGUUCACAAAACGAUUUAUUCGCGCUAUCUAGUCAUUCGUCGGCUAAAUUUAACUGUUGUUAUUCGUAACGUUAUAACCGCUGAAUUGCAUAGCUGAAUUUGCGAAGCAAUUGAUUUUUUUUUUCCUGUUGCAUCUCGCAACACUUGUGGGUGCCGGACUCUUUCUUCGGCCGCCACAGUUUUGUGCUCUCCGUUUUAACUGUGCGGAUCUCCAACGUAGCCCUUGCUUUCAUUGAAUUACGUUUGCAUCAUUGCGCCUACAGUUUUUAACAUUGAAAUAAUCGGAACACAACAGGACGUCCAAGUGGCAUCAAUUACGCAGGCCAGUAUCUCUCGCUUCAUCGACAUGCAGAUCGCGGCCGGCAUAGGCGUGC
Messenger RNA from Rhipicephalus sanguineus (brown dog tick), 5178 nucleotides. RefSeq names its product potassium voltage-gated channel protein Shal (gene Shal). Gene Ontology annotation, molecular function: protein binding; A-type (transient outward) potassium channel activity. The transcript is spliced from 5 exons. Gene Ontology annotation, biological process: protein homooligomerization; potassium ion transmembrane transport. NCBI's taxonomy places the organism in Eukaryota, Metazoa, Arthropoda, Arachnida, Ixodida, Ixodidae. The coding region runs from base 75 to 2105 and encodes 676 amino acids. Gene Ontology annotation, cellular component: membrane; voltage-gated potassium channel complex. The record is from RefSeq and is a predicted model, not a curated record.